AGUCAGGAGUCCUUUCACUUGAGAGGGCGAUUACCUCCGCCGGCGGCUGUGCGUCUUGGCAGCUGUAGCCGUGCCAUCAGAGGGAAAAUGCCCGGGAUGGGCAACUCUUUACGCGCGGCUGCCCUCCUGGCUUUCGUGGUUCUUUCAGUUCUGGUGACGCUCCUGAUCAGCAGCGUGCAGCAGUUUGGAGCAAGAAUCUCGCACUUUUCCACCGCACCUUCUGGUGAUGACGAGGAGUUAGCGUCGCUCCGCGAGGAACUUAUUCACCAGCUCAACGAGAGGCGAAAAGAAAUUAUUCCGCUGCUUUCACCUGGUGUUGGUGAUGAUGAUGAAAACGGACUGUUAGGAGAAAGUUUUUCCCAGCGUGACUCGACUUUGGAUUACAGUCUGUGGAAUGAGAUCACAGUUGGCUCCCGGAAAGCGCAUCUGGAUGAAAUGGGUUGUGAUUCCCUGGCCGACAUGCAGGCGGUGGAGAUCCUCGGAUCGGGAUACACCAAGCUGGUUGUCAAAGUGAAUCUAGCCGGGGAAUCUGAGCCUGUGGCGCUGAAACUCGUCAACGAGCAGGGCAUAGACAUGGGGAAGUGCGUGGAAGACUUUAAAGAUCCUCGGGGAUGUCGCGAACUCGUUUCAUUCAAGCUGAGGAAAGAAAUGGUCCUUCUCCAAAGACUCCAGCAUCCGAACGUCAUUAAGCUGAAGGGUCACUGUGCUGGGGGCCCAGGAGGAAGAGAAGGAGAGGCCGAAAGAGUCACAGUCAUUCUGGAGCAGGGGAGCCCUCUCCAGAUGAUCCAGCUGCUCCAGAGCCCCUGGGAGGACAGAUUCAGAGUGUGUCUGGACCUGGUCCGGCUCCUCCACUUCCUCUCUCAGUCGCCUCUGGGCUCCGUGGCCCUGUUGGACUUCCAGCCUCGGCAGUUUGUCACAGUGUCCGGCUCGCUGAAGCUCACGGACCUGGAUGAUGCCAGCGCGGAGGAGACCACCUGUCACACAGACGCAGACUGCACUCUCCAGUUUCCACACAGAAACUUCACUCUGCCCUGCUCAGCUCGGGGUGUGUGUGAGUGGCUAAACGAGAAGAGGAACAUUUACAACGCCUACAGGUAUUUUUUCACCUACCUGCUGCCUCACCAGGCCCCGCCCGGCCUCACACACCUGGUAGACCGCAUCAUGAACGCCACAGGGGAGCUGAAAGCUGACAUCAAUCAGACGCUGGAGGCCUUUGAACACAUCCUCCACCUCUAUAAGUCUGGCCUACACCUGGAGAACCUGCCUCCAUCAAUAAUCAGAGAUUACACUGUGAUGCGAGGGAUGGGCACUUCUGGGAACGUGGAGUACCGCUGCUGGCCAUCCUACAGCCAGCAGGGCUGCGUGCUGUCAGUCCAUAGUGCCCGAGAGGCAGCGUACAUCUGUAACUCCCACUCUCAGUGCAACAGCUUCACUCUGACGGGGCAGAAGACUUGGACGGGCCGCCUCCUAGCCUCUUUCAGGAGUGGCUUCAGUCACCUGGUGCCUGAUGGGACAUCAGAAGUUUAUGUAAAGAAGACAAAAGUUGUCGAAAAAUCAAGCGCCUGACGUACGAGCGAGUUUCUGUCAAAAUGGGAGUUACCAAGAGAUGGCACACAGCGGGGCGAUGGGAACUGAUGCAAGACGUGGCACUCGAGAACCGCGUCCUCCUGUUUAACAAGUCGAACGCAGCACGGCUCUGUGGAUCUGCAGGAGCAGCGUGGAGACCAGGCUGACAAGGAGGCGUUUGAAGCCAGCAACUGAAUGUGAUGUAUUUAUGGGGCUUCUUGCUCUGUGACUGUUUGAUCUGCCUGCCAGCUCACUCCCCUCUGCCAGCUACUAUUUAAAGGGAUUUCCCUUCAGGUACAAUUAAGCAGGGAGAGCCUCAUGCCCUUGACAUUUUUUUUUUCUUUUUACCUUUCCUUUAUUUGCCGUGUGCGUCAGCUUUCACCGUGAGGUCGGGCCCCUGUUGUCAGAUUUUUUUUAAAUUUGUUUUAAACCAAAGAGGUAAGAAGUAUAGUCGCUGAGCGUUUGAAGCCCGGGGACGAGAAAGGAAAACAAGCUCUUAUACAAAUACACUUUGAUGUUAAUGCGCAGAGGUUGUGGCUGUAUUUUCGUGGUUCCCUGGCUUAGCUGCACCGCCGCAUGAGACGGCAACAACCAUGUAAGCGUUUACACAUCAACAAUGAGCAAAGAUGAUCAAAACCAUUCCAGAGCAGUCUUUUUUGUUUGCUUUAGAUACUUUUGUGCACUUAGUUAUAGUGUUUCAUUCCUAAAUAUUUAUAUGAUUAAAUGGACUGUAAUUGUUCUUACAUGUUUGUGCAUUACAGCUUUCAUGCACCUUGUGGGUGAUACUUUUAUUUUCAAUGAAAAAUUAUUCAUUUGAUUUUUUUUUGUUUUUUUAAUACUUCCCUUGUUGUUACUGUGCAGUUUUUUAGUUUGUACAGAUAUAUAAAUAUAAUGUUUCUACUGUUUUUUUAAGUUGUGUUCAUUUGCAUUUUUAUUGUAUUCAGUGUAACUGCAACUAACAGCCUGUUUACUUCUCAUUAACACCUUUGUGUGUGUUUCAGUGGGGGGAGGGGGGCCUAGAAUGUGUGUGCUGACCUGGUUUUCUGUGUGUUUUUUAAGCCCUUUAUCUUCUCGCAUGCCCCCACAUCCACUAUCUGCAGCCCAUCUGAAUGGCUCAGAGGAAAGGAGCUCCACAGAGUUUGCAUAAUACCAGAAGAAUGCAUUCAAAUGUCCCACCACGCUGAGCUCAUUAUGAGCCUUAAUUAAUACAUGUAAAUUGGCUUACUUGCCAGGCCUUUCUCAUGGUGAGAGAGGGUGCAUUACUGUAAGACAAAGGCAGACAUCAGGACAAUCAGAGCUCAGUUUGUGGUUAGCACACGAAUGAGCUGCCAUCUGUGCCUGCCAGAAGUAACCUGGCGAGGUUGAGAUAAGGGCAGGUCUGCAGGGUGGAGGGAUUUGUAAAGUCAGAUUCAGAAACUACUGAGUUUAUGCUAGGAGAGGGUUAAACAAAUACCUGAUGUGAUACGAACAGGAGAUCUCUGCCACAUGCCAUCAACGGCUCUUCAUAUAUUAACUUCUGAGGUAAAACUCGAAUGUUGAUGCACACACACAGUUUAAGAAGCGAUAAAAAUCUGUUUAAUUUCUCAAGAAGGCACGCCUACGUCACGCCGGAAAACGCCACUCAAACAAAAAUGGAAGCAGCAAAUUCCAGAUAUCUCUGCGGUGAGUCUUUACCGUUCAGCCAUACCAGUGCCACUGACUUGAAAGGGCAUGUCCCUGUCUACAAAUAAUUGUCUUUGCCUUAGGUUGGCCCCUUGUUGUCUGGACAAAGCCGGCUGAUUAGAGUCCAGAUGAUAAAGAUAAGGAGUCUGACUCAGAUUAGAUAAGGCAAAACCAAAAGCCACGCUAACUAGAAGGACUGGUUUCCUGGUGGGAAAAUUUUCCCAACACAUAACAUGACUUACACCUAGACUGGAAACAAAAUCUUAUAGUCAGAGAAGAGCAGACGGAAAAUGAUCACAGUUUGAUUUGUGUGCUCUUUUGCAAAAAGUUUUAUUUAUUCACACAAAAAAACAUGGGAAAUUUACACAUAAUCAAAUAAUUUAAAGCCAGCAUUUUGGGCAUAAAUGUAUAGGGUAAAAAUUAAACGCAACAGCUUAGCCUGGCAAAUAUGUCACAGUACAGAAAAGCUAUAUGCUAUAUGACGCAUGGCUUCCCUAUACCACGCAAGUCCUUUUCAUACCAUUUUAAAACAUGUCUUCCCCAUUAAAAUUAAA
This is a messenger RNA of Neolamprologus brichardi, 3782 nucleotides long. Lineage: Eukaryota; Metazoa; Chordata; Actinopteri; Cichliformes; Cichlidae. The record is from RefSeq and is a predicted model, not a curated record.